Messenger RNA from Chelonoidis abingdonii (Abingdon island giant tortoise), 475 nucleotides. It is a transcript of the gene COX7A1, whose product is annotated as cytochrome c oxidase subunit 7A1. Gene Ontology annotation, cellular component: respiratory chain complex IV. The record is from RefSeq and is a predicted model, not a curated record. Lineage: Eukaryota; Metazoa; Chordata; Testudines; Testudinidae. Gene Ontology annotation, biological process: mitochondrial respirasome assembly; mitochondrial electron transport, cytochrome c to oxygen; regulation of oxidative phosphorylation.
GUAAGGCCGGGACAGAGGGCGACGGGCAGGGGGGGCAGGAGAGAAGGAGGCAGGCGACGAGAGGAGAGGAGAGCGCAGCCCAGGCCCAGGACGAUGCAGGCCCUUCUGACCUCCUGCGUGGGAUCCCUCCGCUCCUUCGCCACCUCCACUCGCCACCAGCUGAAAAACAAAGUCCCUGAACAUCAGAAGCUCUUUCAGGCGGAUAAUGACCUGCCCGUGCAUCUGAAAGGGGGCAUGGUGGAUGGCUUGCUGUAUCGACUCACUAUGACCAUCGCUGUCUUUGGCUCCUGUUACUCUGUCUUCUCACUGGUCAGAGCUGCUUUCCCCCAGAAGAACAAAUGAGAUGGCAGCCAGGAAUAGCUGGUUCCCCUGCCCCACUGGGGCCUGUUUGGGGCUGGAAGCAGAGAGCAGAGAGCUGUGUACUUUAAGAAAACCCCAAUCCUCAGAAAUCAAUAAAAAGCACCUUUAAAAACUG